Molecule: messenger RNA, 435 nt
Organism: Caenorhabditis briggsae
Lineage: Eukaryota; Metazoa; Nematoda; Chromadorea; Rhabditida; Rhabditidae
Exons: 4
Coding region: 1-435 (144 amino acids)
Source: RefSeq, a predicted model, not a curated record
AUGUUUGAUGCUGUUAACUUUUGGAGUUGGACCGCCAUCGGUGUCGUUUGGACAAUUGCAUUCUACAGAUGGUUGGGUAUUCAUGGUCAGAAAAUGACAAGAAAUGAGAUAGUCUUCUUCGAAGCUGCGAACCUUUUGGAAGUGGAUCCUCCAGUCUUUCGUUUUGGACUGCCUGAAAUCGCAGAUGAUUGUCUGACACCAGGAGACGGAGAGCAAAGAGAACACCCACAACCUCAGACUCUAUGGGAUGCUCUUUUCACGGAUGAGAAGAAAAUUCGAAUGGACAGAUUCUACAAAAAACAUUAUGGAAGUGUUCAUGCAACUGCUUCGAAAGCAUUGAUGGAAUACGAAUUAGAGCAAGCAAAGGAGAAGGAGAAACUACUGAAAAAAGUGCCUCCUCCGUUGCCGACGACUUCCACUUCUAAAUCCCUCUAA